GUGACAACACGGUGCAGCGAUGGCUGACUUACUAGGCUCGAUUUUGAGCUCUAUGGAGAAACCCCCAGUAGUAGAUGAUAAACAAAGAAAGUUAGCUCGAGAGCAAAAGCAAAAGAUUGAAAAACAACAGGUAGAAGAGAAAGCCAAACUACAAAGGUUUCGAGAGAGGACACAGAAGAGAAUUGAAACGUUUAUAAAAGACAGCGACGAACGACGCUUACAGUUUGAGCCUAUGCCGGACAAAGUCGCCAGAACCAUCGUGCAUGAAUGCGCAGAAGUGGCUGGACUCGCUUCAUUCUCAUUCGGUCAAGAUGAAGUCGACAGAUACGUCAUGGCCUGGAAGAAAGAAUAUGCACCGAGCGAUGAUGAAUUGCUAGCGUACAGACGCGGAGAGGAGUGGAACGAAGAGAAGGCCAAGCAACUGCAAGAGCAACGGGAGCGUGAGAAGUUGGCGGAACAAGAAACUGCAAAUAUGAAGUCUACAGAAUUCGUACCUCACAGCAACUACAAGGACAAAUACGAGAAGUUGAUAGGCAAGACGGCAGCGAAGGAUGCAGCAAUUAUUACCACUGCAAACAAGCAGUACGGAUUUGUUCCAAGUGAAAACAAAACCGAUAAGCGAUCGAUAGAAGAGACGAUGAACCAAAUUAGAGAGAAAAAGAAGAAGAAACUAGAAAGGGAGACUGAUGCCCUCCCAGCAGAUGGCAGCACUUGAUGAUACAGCGCCAAUCGGUUGACAAUGGCUUUGAAUGCCAAGUCAACAAACCUGAAAUUACUAACUUAAUGAGCUGCAGUAAAUGAUUAAGAAUGUCAGGAACGCACAGGCACACAUCUUAAGACCGAUUAAGAUUACAAUCGAGUCUUGCUUGCGCAUUGCAACGAUAGUGUACGUGUAUAUAGAUUGUGAAAGAUAUUGCACAUCCCGUGGUGACAUUUGUCAAAGCUAUUGUUGGUCAUUGAUGGCAUUAUCAAGCAAGAUGCACAUUUUGCAGUAUUAGAUCAAUUCCUAUUAUUGUAUCCCCCGCGACGAAGUCGCCGGGGAUACUAUGGUUUCAUGUCUCCCCAGCUGCCGCCGCCGCCGCCACUCGGUC
This is a messenger RNA of Priapulus caudatus, 1091 nucleotides long. Its product is annotated as sperm-associated antigen 7 homolog. The record is from RefSeq and is a predicted model, not a curated record. Gene Ontology annotation, molecular function: nucleic acid binding. The coding region runs from base 20 to 715 and encodes 231 amino acids. The transcript has 7 exons. Lineage: Eukaryota; Metazoa; Priapulida; Priapulimorpha; Priapulimorphida; Priapulidae.